Messenger RNA from Pediculus humanus corporis (human body louse), 705 nucleotides. RefSeq names its product proteasome subunit alpha type, putative. Lineage: Eukaryota; Metazoa; Arthropoda; Insecta; Psocodea; Pediculidae. The record is from RefSeq and is a predicted model, not a curated record. Gene Ontology annotation, cellular component: proteasome core complex, alpha-subunit complex; proteasome core complex. The transcript is spliced from 2 exons. The coding region runs from base 1 to 705 and encodes 234 amino acids. Gene Ontology annotation, biological process: ubiquitin-dependent protein catabolic process.
AUGGAGUCGGAAAGAUACAGUUUUUCUUUAACUACUUUUAGUCCUUCGGGAAAACUUGUUCAAAUUGAAUAUGCCCUUGCAGCUGUGGCGGCUGGAGCUCCGUCCGUGGGCAUCAAAGCUUCUAAUGGAGUAGUAAUUGCUACAGAAAAUAAACAUAAAUCAAUUUUGUAUGAUGAGCACAGUGUGAACAAAGUAGAAAAAAUAACGGAUCAGAUAGGAAUGGUCUACAGUGGAAUGGGCCCUGAUUACAGGUUACUUGUUCGUAAAGCUAGAAAAAUGGCCCAACAGUAUUUUUUAACGUAUCAGGAACCUAUUCCGACAGCUCAGUUGGUUCCUAGGGUUGCAACAGUUAUGCAAGAAUACACUCAAUCAGGAGGUGUGAGACCAUUUGGUGUUUCUUUGCUUAUUUGCGGUUGGGAUGGAGAAAAACCUCAUUUAUUUCAAUGUGAUCCUUCCGGUUCAUAUUUUGCUUGGAAGGCGACAGCAAUGGGUAAAAAUUUCAUUAAUGGUAGAACCUUUUUGGAAAAAAGAUACAGUGAAGAUUUAGAAUUGGAUGAUGCUGUACAUACUGCUAUAUUAACAUUAAAAGAAGGUUUCGAAGGGCAAAUGACAGCAGACAAUAUAGAAGUUGGAGUUUGUGAUGCAAACGGUUUUAAAAGAUUGGAACCUGCUAAUAUCAAAGAUUAUCUUGCUAAUAUUCCAUAA